GGCUCGUGCUGACAGAGAUGAUCUGCCGCUCCGUGUCGCUGGGCUUUGGGGGCGACUUCUUCCCUUUCGCCAUCAUGAAUAUGGAGUAUCUGCAAGAGAAUGGCAUCCUCAGGCCGCCCAUUGUCAAUAUCGUCGCCCUCACAGCGACCAUCAUGCUGCCUGGCCAUUACUAUUCUGCCGUCACCUUUAUAGCCAUCUACAGCAUUGGCGUGAAGGGAGUGGUGGUGGGGUUAAUGGCAGUGGCUGUACCAACCUUCCUCUCCGCCUUCUCCCUCCUCCCUCUCUGGGACUCCUUACAACGCGACCAGGGCCUAGGGGCUGCAGUGGCUGGAGCUGGGCUAGCUGGAGCUGGAGUGGAGAUCGCUGUUCUGCUGCACCUGCUGCUGCAAGUGGCAACAACAACAGGUCCGCUCGCUGUUGGCAUUCUCACGGCAUCAUUGGUUGCAGCCUUCCAGACUCCAGCGCCAAUAGCUGUGGCAACAGGGUCAGCAUUCGGGCUCAUCCUCUAUCUGGUGGGUGCUUCUCGUCAACCUAUCGUGCUGCUUGUCGCCCCAUCGUGCUCCUCGUCAACCCAUGUUCUUAG
Messenger RNA from Closterium sp. Naga37s-1, 583 nucleotides. The record is from the annotation of a GenBank genome assembly. Lineage: Eukaryota; Viridiplantae; Streptophyta; Zygnematophyceae; Desmidiales; Closteriaceae.